Molecule: messenger RNA, 1290 nt
Organism: Trichoderma virens Gv29-8
Lineage: Eukaryota; Fungi; Ascomycota; Sordariomycetes; Hypocreales; Hypocreaceae
Exons: 1
Coding region: 1-1290 (429 amino acids)
Biological process (GO): transmembrane transport
Cellular component (GO): fungal-type vacuole membrane
Molecular function (GO): transmembrane transporter activity
Source: RefSeq, a predicted model, not a curated record
AUGAAGCAGGGUUCGCCGUUAGAUUCGUCUUCUCCUGACGAAUCGCCUCCAACACCACCCCCUGCGACCACUCCAAGCAGCCCUGUCCCAGAUGGCGGACUCAACGCAUGGCUUCAAGUUCUGGGAGGAUGGGUGGUGCUCGCAGCUUCUUGGGGCCUCGUGAACACCUUUGGAGCUUACCAGACAUACUACCAAACGGUGAUGCUCACAUCCGAGUCAGCGUCUACCAUCUCCUGGAUCGGCUCUCUACAAGCAUGCCUCCUUUUCCUUGGAGGACUUGUUGCAGGACCUCUUUUUGACGCUGGAUACUUCACACCGACUUUGAUUGGGGGGUUGCUGCUCAUUUGCUUCGGAAUGUUUAUGACAUCUCUAUGCUCAACUUACUGGCAGGUUUUACUUGCUCAGGGAGUCUGCGUCGGUCUUGGGAUGGGCUUGACGUUUUUGCCCGCUACAGCCAUUCAGUCACAAUACUUUGCGAAGCGACGAGCUUUUGCAAUGGGCGUUGCUGGAACUGGAUCUCCUGUUGGGGGAAUCAUUUUCCCUAUUAUUUUCAGCCACUUGCUUCCAAAGAUUGGCUUCGGCUGGACUACUCGAGUCAUUGCGUUCAUCAUACUAGGCCUUUCUGUCAUCCCAGCUGUCUUCAUGAGGCCCCGUUUACCAGCGUCGGGCCGUAUUCGCUCUCUUGUAGAUACCUCAGCCUUCAAAGAUAUGGCCUUUAUAACCUUCAUCAUCGGCACGCUGCUGACCUUUCUGGUCCUCUACACUGCGUUUUUCUACAUUCAAGUGUUUGACGAGCUCAAUCAUUUGUCAAGCAUGGAAUUUGCACCAUAUACAGUCACUUUGCUCAACGUUGGAAGCGUCAUUGGUCGGCUGCUGCCUAUGUAUCUCAGCGAUAAAUAUGGCGUGCUGAAUGUUACAAUCUUUUCUACCUUUGCGUCUGCAAUUCUGGCAUUUAGUUGGAUGGGAAUUAAAAAUUUAGGCGGCAUUGCCGUCUUCGCAAUUCUCUAUGGAAUUACUUCAGGUGCUACUGUUGUGGGAACGCCUGUCGUCGUCAUGGUCGGGUCACCAGACAUAUCGCGAAUGGGUACUCGUUUGGGGAUGGCGUUUAUAUUCUUCGGUAUAGCUAUUCUUGUCGGCACACCUAUAGCAGGUGCUAUAUUUGGUGACUUUACGCGCGCUCGUUGGCUGGGUGGUAUUGGAUAUUCUGCAGCAGGAUUGAUCUUGGGAGGCGUUUUCAUGAGUUUGUCGUGGAUUCCUAUGAGCAAAAAGAAGGGGACAUGGAAAAUUUAA